AUGGCAGCUCUUGACAACAUGGUGAAUGAUCCCGACGAUGAGAACGCGCUGCUGUUCCGUGCGAGAGUGAUGUCACUUUGUAGGAAGGUGGAAGACACUCUUGGGAACAGGAUGAAAGACAUUCAGAACGCAAAAGAAACAAUCUGCAGAGCAUAUGAGAGUGCAAUGGUGCGGAUGAGCGAUGAGAUGAAAAGUUUCCAGGUGGAGAUGACAAAAAGGCAGAAUACAAAGAGUGAAUCGGAUAGAGUAUCAACAGAGCAGUUACAAGCCAUCAAAAGAAAGCUCCUUGAACUGCAGAAACAGCAGGAGAGGAGUGAAGAAGAUGUCCGAAAGGAGAUCAGAGAAGAGCUCGAACAGACUUACCAAGAGAGGGAGAAGGAGUUGAUGAAGAAGAUAGAGAGCAGGAAUGAGAGACAGAUUUCUGUCCUGCGUUCAGAACAUGCAGUUGAGGUGCAGCAAAUACAGCAGAAACAUGACGAUGAGGGUUGUGUUCAGAUCCAGAAACUCAAGAAGUAUAUGGAGAAUGAGAUCUGGAAGUUUGAGGUGAGUUGA
Messenger RNA from Guillardia theta CCMP2712, 552 nucleotides. RefSeq lists its product as hypothetical. The coding region runs from base 1 to 552 and encodes 183 amino acids. The transcript is spliced from 8 exons. NCBI's taxonomy places the organism in Eukaryota, Cryptophyceae, Pyrenomonadales, Geminigeraceae. The record is from RefSeq and is a predicted model, not a curated record.